AUGAGUUUCCCUUCUUCCGCUCAAUCUUUGAUUGCUUCUGGCACCGACAAGCCAUCAGCUUCCAGGACGGCGAGAUCCCAGCCGUCUGCCUGGGGUCCCAGUGCGUCCCAAUCCAACGUCCGCCGUGGUCCCGCUCCCCUUUGCACCAACCUCUCCAACUCAAACAUUAGUGGAUCACCUCCUCAGAGGCCUCUUCAAUCUCAGAGUCCAGCUCCCAGUGCAUCUGUAACAUCUCCCCUGACGUCCACAUUUUCCGCCAUCCUGUCAUCCUCUACCCGCCUGUCCAAUACUCGAAGGAAUCCUUCCCCUGCACCCACGCCUGUAUCUUUCUCCUCGCUUCAACAAAGUGGCGGACAACAGCAACAACAGUCAGGCCAAACAAUCUCUUCUCCAAAAACUAGAUCCCUCACACCUUCCUCAACCUCGCAUCUGGCUACCUCGACGGCUUCAAGCGGAGGCAGUGGGGGUGGUGGUGGUGGUGGAGGUGGAGGUGGUGGAGUUGGUGGCGCGGGUAUAUCCAGGAGUGCUGCGUUCUCUCCACUGUUGACGGGGACAACAAUCAACUCACCGACAGGAUUCCCAUCUGACAAGUCCGGAUCUGCUGCGACAUCAGGGAUUAACACUGGCCAGUCGUCACUGUCAAAAAUUUCCGUUGCUCAGGUGUUCCUCCUAUUGGAUUCCAUCAACGAGAAGGAAGGUAAGGAAAAGUGGGAAACAAAAGCUGCUCAAAUUCACAAGCUGGUUGAUUCAAACGGCAUGGAAGUUUUUGCGAAAUAUUUUCGUCGCCUACUUUCUGGCAACGCCCCCCAGAUCUUCCCAGGGAUCAAUAAGGUGGUGGAAAAUGCAGGAAACUAUCCUUUGCUAGUACAGGAGGUUCACAAAGUGUCACAGGACCUGGAACAAGCUGGAAAGAUUGCUGAGACUAUUGAUGCAUCUGAUGGUGAUAUAUUUCGUGAUUUUGACCUCUCAACUUUCCUUGACCACUUCAAAUUAGAUCCCAUAGCCAAAGUCUCAUUGACACUUGCUUUUAAAAAUGUCAGCAAGGCAGAUUUGCGCACAAAAGCUGAUGCCAUCCUUACAAACUCAACCCCUCAAUUUCUGCAUAGUCUCUCAGCAAUCUCUGAAUCAAACAAAGAUUUCAGCACGUCUUUUAUCAGUCUCACCCUAGAACGCUUUAUCCUAUACCCGCCUCGUAAUUUCGACGACGAUAUUAAACAAAAGCUUGUAUACGCGUGCCGGACGCGAUACCAAUCCACAGACAUGGACGUGCCUCCAGAAAUUGAAUCCGUCUUGCAGAUGUUCGGAUUAUCUGAUCCCCAGCUGUCUCUAGUUCGUCAAAUACUGAUUCGAGGACCCAAAUCGAUGAACAGUCAAGACAGUAUCGUGGAGACUAUAAAUUCAAUUGGCCCCAGUGGCUGGAGCGAAGAGCAGAUCGCCUCCGCUUUUUUAUACAUAAUAAUUUCCCCUAGCUGGCGCCAAUUCUCCCCCGAAUUACUUCUCACCACUGUCCAAAACCACCAACGAGCCGAACCUUUUAAUUGGUCAGCUUUUAUGCAGGCCUUUGACCGGGGUGGCCUGGUCAUCGAUCCGAAUCAAUUUGUUCGACUAUUUAAUGCGCUUGUAGCUGUUUCCAACGACAAUCCAGCUGUUGAUGUUCAGCGGCUUUGGAGUGGAGAAUGGGAAAACCGAGAUACCCAGCUGUCCUUUUUAUCAGCAGCCCUCUCCGCCAACAUCGACGUUUCACGCAUUCCUAACUUUCAUCCAACUUUCCCUCCCAACAUUUUUAGUGAUGCUUCUGAGACUGUUCGUCAGCAAGCUGAACAGGCCCAACAUAGCUUGCUUCGCUCGCGUGACACAGUGAAAGCCAUCUUUGAUCUCGUCCUUAAAACCCCCGGAACAUGGAGCCUUCCGGACAGCCAAAGAUUUGUCAAAACAGUUCUUCAACACGAUCUCCCUAUAUUCCUGUGCUCUGCGUUUGCUAUCCCUCAACCAUGGACCACCGUUCAAAUCAACUUCGUCAUGCGAUCUUUCUCUAUUUUCGUCGCCAAGCGCCAAGAUGGUUACCAAUUUGCGCUACAUGGUGUUUGGAAGCUCAAUCGAGAGUGGGUGGUAGAACAACUCUUUCAUGGAUUUACUCAGGACCCUUCGUGUACUGAACGUAUCUACGAGCAUGCUGUGGAACAUGGCUGGCUAGACUACAUUUUGGAAUUCACCAACGGUCUAGCUAUGGACCUAGCAUCAUUAGCACACCGAAAGGAUGACUAUGAUCUCGAACAGUGGGUCAAGAGAGCUGCUCAAAAAGCCCCUAUCGAUAUGGGGAGCCUGUUGUCGAAAUUCUUGAAAAUCAAGGCCGAUGAUGAACUACGUGUCCAAAGGAAAGAACAGCCAGCACCCCAAAUGGUUAGCCUGUCGGUUAAAACAGUCUAUGCGCUUCUGCAGAUUCUUGAGGACUACAUCGUGGAUCAUGAAACCUUGACGCCAAUCCAACGCAUCUGUCUUCAAACUUACCCACGGUUGAUAAAUUAUGGAGAAGGAUUCGAUGAUAUUAUCGAGGCUAAUGGAAACCAUGGCAAUGCAAUUCCAGAAGAAAUCGAUAAGCAGAUGCAAGAAUUAUUUGGCAAGAUGUAUCACGAAGAACUUUCUCUGCGCGAGAUCCUCGAAUUGAUGCGACGGUACAAAACGUCGCGCGACCCAGCAGAGCAGGAUUUAUUUACUUGCAUGGUUCAUGGCCUUGUGGAUGAAUAUAACUGUUACCACACAUAUCCACUGGAGGCAUUAACCAAAACAGCUGUCAUGUUCGGUGGAAUUAUUAAUUUCAAGCUAAUUUCCGGUAUCCCACUCAAAGUUGGCCUUGGAAUGAUACUCGAUGCGGUGCGGGAACACGAACCUCAUCAACCGAUGUACAAGUUUGGCGUUGAAGCUAUCGAACAAUUGAUAAACCGCCUUCCAGAGUGGGCUGGAUUUUGCAACCUUCUUUUGCAAAUUCCCUCUCUCCAGGGAACUACAAUCUACCGUAAAGCCGAAGAAGUACUCCGAGAUCAGGGCCACCAUCCAGUAAAUGAAGACGGCGGAGCUGAGUUGAAUGGAUUACCCGAUGGCUUGGCUAUGACUAAUGGCAAUAUUGAUGACCUCCUAGCCACUGAUACCACUCAACGCAAAUUUUCUUCACUACACGUCGACCCUCCACUUCGCCCGGAGAUUUAUCGUGACCCAGAUGAAGAAGUUCACGACAAAAUACUCUUCAUUUUAAAUAAUGUUUCCGAACAAAAUAUUAAUGUGAAGCUAAAAGAUUUAAAAGAUGUUUUACAGGAAGAACAUUACCAGUGGUUCGCCUCAUAUCUUGUGGAAGAACGAGCAAAAUUGCAACCGAAUUUUCAGCAGCUUUAUCUCGACCUUUUAGAACUUAUCAGCGACAAGACACUUUGGAUGGAAGUUCUCAGAGAAACUUAUGUUAGCGCCAUACGUUUACUGAAUGCAGACUCUACCCUGAACUCAGCGACUGAGCGCACGCAUUUGAAAAAUUUGGGUGGAUGGCUUGGUUCUCUAACCAUAGCCAAAGAUAAACCGAUAAAACAUAGGAACAUCUACUUCAAGGAACUUCUUAUCGAAGCAUUCGAUAGCCAACGCCUCAUGGUUGUCAUACCUUUCACAUGCAAAGUACUAGUGCAAGCCAUGAAAUCCACGAUUUUCAAACCCCCCAAUCCUUGGCUAAUGGAUAUCCUUGCUCUUUUGAUGGAGAUAUACCAUUUCGCGGAACUGAAAAUGAUUCUCAAAUUCGAAAUCGAGGUUCUUUGUGGAGAUCUGCAACUUGAUUAUAAGGCUAUAGAGCCCUCGACUUGUAUCAGGGAGCGGCCAGCACAGCUGGAAGAUGGUAUCUCGUCAGCAAAUAUUCCUGAAGGUCUGGAGGCGUUUGAGGAUAUGUCACUCAGCAACAUGAACCGCGUUAUUCGGAAUGAGAGAAUAUCCUCGACCUCGAUCAUUUCCAGUCUCCCUAAUUUAGAUCAAAUCUUGGUGUUUCCCCCAUCCGCUAGUACCAUGGCUGAUCCCGGCGUCCUGAGGCAAAUCGUUCAUAGUGCAGUAGAGCGAGCUAUUGCCGAAAUCAUCACUCCCGUUGUCGAACGUUCUAUUACAAUUGCAUCGAUCUCAACGGCCCAGCUGAUUCUGAAAGACUUCGCGAUGGAACCUGAUGAGGAAAAGGUUCGCCAAGCGGCCGGGACUAUGGUUCGUGCGCUGGCAGGUAGUUUGGCGCUUGUUACGUGCAAGGAACCCCUAAAGAUGAGCAUGACAAACUAUAUUCGAAUGAUUCAGCAAGAAUUCUCCGAUCAGCCUAUGCCUGAAGGCCUCAUCCUCAUGUGCGUCAAUGAUAACUUGGAUGCGGCUUGCGGUAUCGUUGAAAAAGCAGCAGAAGAGAAAUCUCUCCCUGAGAUAGAAAAAGUCAUUGAGUCACAACUUGAAGCCCGUCGUCGCCACCGUGCAACGCGUCCUAACGAACCGUUUAUCGAUCCUUCUAUUAGUCGAUGGGGAUUUUUCAUCCCAGAACCGUUUAGGCAGGUUCCUGGCGGCCUAAACAAAGAACAGCUGGCCAUAUAUGAGAAUUUUGCGCGCCAAUCCCGGGGAGCCGGUCAUAGCCACAUUCAAAAUGCAUCGACUGACUCCGGGAAACAAAUUCCUGACGUUCUCCAAGAGCCUUUCCCGGCUAUUCCUAAUCUAUCCACUCCGGCUGAACAGCCAGCUGUUCCACACCACGUGGCACAAACGCAGCAGGAAUCCAGCCUGCAACAACCCGCCAUCGCUGCUGCUCAAGGCCAGAUGAACGGUUUCCUUGACAAUGCUAACCCUCGCGAGAAAGUAGAAGCUCUUGUUUCUCAGCUGCAGCUCUCGGCUCGAAAUGCUUCAGAAGAGCGUUUAAAGGACCUUGGACGGGAUAACGCCAUCCUUCAGGACUAUAAUCAGGUUUUCCGCACGAUCCUGACCGCACCGAACGGCGAAGAUUUGGCGCGAUUGGUGGCUCUCAAGAUAUGCACUACGUUGUAUUCUCGCACUGAGAGCCGUUUGGAAAUCGAACUUCUUGUACACAUACUGGCUAAGAUCUGUGAACUAUCUUCCCUUGUUGCUAGGUAUACCUGGGCUGUACUUGCCGAUGUGGAUGAUGAACACAUGUUCAAUGUGCCAGUCACUGUCGCCCUUAUUGAUGCAGGGCUUUUGGAUCUUCAACGUGUUGAUAUGAUCCUCGCAAAACUCAUCCAGGAGAAGAAUGUUCCUGCCCUGGAAGUGCUCUCCAACCUUAUCGACCAAGUCCUUCUGAACGAUGAACCUUCCGCUCUGCGAUCGGACUUUUCAGGCAGUCUAGAUGCGAUGAAUAAAUGGGUUGUCGAGAACCCAGAUCUCAGUGUUGCUAAGGAUAUUAUCCGGAAGCUUCGUGAAUCGGGCAUACCAGAAACUGCCAACGCACUUCUUACGGACCAGGCCCGUUCAAAGCGUGACCAGAUGGAAUACAUUUUCAGUGAAUGGAUUGGCGUGUAUAAAUUUGCCUGUUCUAACGACAGGACUUACAGCACAUUCCUGAAAGAUAUACACCAAAGACAGGUCAUGAACAAUCAGGAGGAUUCGGCUCUAUUCUUUAGGCUCAGCAUCGAUAUCUCUGUAGCCAUGUUCGAACAUGAGUGUCAGAAUCCAAAUGGGAAUGUUGAUGAAGCGUUCUUAUAUAUUGAUGCGCUCGCGAAAUUGGUGAUCUUGCUGGUUAAGUUUCAGGGCGAGAGCACUGGAGCCGUCAAGGCAAGCAAGCCAGUCUACUUAAACUCCAUCCUUUCGCUUCUAGUUCUUGUCUUGAACCACCAUCAAGUGAUGAGGGGCGACAGUUUCAACCAACGGGUAUUUUUUAGACUUUUCUCAAGCAUCCUUUGUGAAUAUUCCAUGUGUGGCUUGGAGAAGGCGGACCAGCAUAAAGAAAUGAUGUCCGUUUUUGCCGACAAAUUCCUGUCCAUGCAACCCAAACACGCGCCCGGGUUUGUCUAUGCAUGGCUGGCAUUGAUAUCCCAUCGUGUCUUCGUAUCUGGAAUGCUUAACCUGCCAGAUCAAUCGGGGUGGGAAUCGUAUAGUGAAAUUAUGCAAGUUUUGCUUCCAUACAUCGGCGACCAGCUAAAGCCAGCCAAUGUUUCAUUUGUUGCAAAGGAUCUAUACAAAGGCGUUCUUCGCAUUUUCCUUCUGCUCCACCAUGAUUUUCCCGAGUUCGUAGCGGAGAACCACUACCAGUUUUGCAAUGUCAUCCCGUCGCACUGCGCACAAUUACGAAAUCUUGUCUUGAGUGCAUACCCAUCGACGUUCCAGAAACUACCCGAUCCAUUCAGAGAUGGUUUAAAAAUUGAACGGAUAGAUGAAAUCCGCAAGGCUCCCAAAGUUGCUGGUGAUGUUGUUGCUUCUAUUCGACGUGCGAAUUUGACCGAUGUAGUUGAUAACGCAUUCCGAUCGACUGUAACUGACAGCGCGGUUCAGCAAAUUUGCGAUGCUGUAUCAAACCCCCCUGUCAAUAAGACCGGGUAUUUUUACACUCCGAUAAACGUGGAUGUUACCCUAUUGAAUGCGCUCGUCAUGUAUAUUGGGCAAAACGCAGUUACAUCUAGUCAAAAGGGUAGUGCAUCCGCAAUGUUCAGCAACUGCCCACAUACUACUCUUCUCGAGAAGCUUUCCAGGGCCUUUCAACCCGAAGCUCGAUACUACUUUUUUAGUGCUAUUGCCAAUCAGCUGCGGUAUCCCAACAGCCAUACGCAUUACUUCAGCUUUGUCAUCCUCCAUCUUUUCGGGUCUGAGCAGCCCGAUCAAGACUCGGAUAUUCGCGAGCAGAUCAUUCGGGCUCUCCUUGAGCGGCUGGUCGUUCAUCGACCCCAUCCCUGGGGCUUGAUAAUCACGGUGCAGGAGUUACUUCAGAAUGGCAAUUAUGCUUUCUUCCGCUUGCCAUUUAUUCAAUCGACGCCUGAGAUUAGCAAUCUUUUCAACGUGCUGCUUCAGCACAUCCAACAUCAAAGCCCGAGGGCGGCGCUGACUUAA
This is a messenger RNA of Paracoccidioides brasiliensis Pb18, 7044 nucleotides long. Its product is annotated as CCR4-NOT core subunit CDC39. Gene Ontology annotation, molecular function: molecular adaptor activity. The record is from RefSeq and is a predicted model, not a curated record. The coding region runs from base 1 to 7044 and encodes 2347 amino acids. Gene Ontology annotation, biological process: nuclear-transcribed mRNA catabolic process, deadenylation-dependent decay. Gene Ontology annotation, cellular component: CCR4-NOT core complex; P-body. The transcript has 5 exons.